CCGCGCGCGGCCUCCCCGGGCCGCCCCUCCUUUGUAAUUUGAAUAAACGCCUCCCCAUCCCGCGCGCGCCGCCUUAACCCGCCGCCCCCGCUCUCCCCGCUGCAGGCGGUGUGCGCGCGGGACCGACUCGGGCGGCGCGGCGGCUGCAGGCUGCGAGCCCGGCGCCCGGCGCGCAACCAUGAAGGCGAGGCCGCAGGUCUGCGAGGCGCUGCUCUUCGCCCUGGCUCUCCACACCGGCGUGUGCUACGGCAUCAAGUGGCUGGCGCUGUCCAAGACGCCGGCGGCCUUGGCACUGAACCAGACGCAGCACUGCAAGCAGCUGGAGGGCCUGGUGUCAGCACAGGUGCAACUGUGUCGCAGCAACCUGGAGCUCAUGCACACAGUGGUGCGUGCGGCCCGUGAGGUCAUGAAGGCCUGUCGCAGGGCCUUUGCCGACAUGCGCUGGAACUGCUCCUCCAUCGAGCUCGCCCCCAACUACCUGCUUGACCUGGAGAGAGGGACCCGGGAGUCGGCCUUCGUGUAUGCAUUAUCAGCGGCCGCCAUCAGCCAUGCCAUCGCCCGGGCCUGCACCUCUGGCGACCUGCCCGGCUGCUCAUGCGGCCCCGUCCCAGGUGAGCCACCCGGGCCCGGGAACCGCUGGGGAGGAUGUGCGGACAACCUCAGCUACGGGCUCCUCAUGGGGGCCAAGUUUUCCGAUGCUCCUAUGAAGGUGAAAAAAACAGGAUCCCAAGCCAAUAAACUGAUGCGUCUACACAACAGUGAAGUGGGGAGACAGGCUCUGCGUGCCUCUCUGGAAAUGAAGUGUAAGUGCCACGGGGUGUCGGGCUCCUGCUCCAUCCGCACCUGCUGGAAGGGGCUACAGGAGCUGCGGGAUGUGGCCGCUGACCUCAAGAGCCGCUAUCUGUCGGCCACCAAGGUGGUACACAGACCCAUGGGCACCCGCAAGCACCUGGUGCCCAAGGACCUGGACAUUCGGCCCGUGAAGGACUCGGAGCUUGUCUACCUGCAGAGCUCGCCUGACUUCUGCAUGAAGAAUGAGAAGGUGGGCUCGCACGGGACACAAGACAGGCAGUGCAACAAGACCUCGAAUGGCAGUGACAGCUGCGAUCUCAUGUGCUGUGGGCGCGGCUACAACCCCUACACGGAUCGCGUGGUUGAGCGGUGCCACUGCAAGUACCACUGGUGCUGCUACGUGACGUGUCGCCGCUGUGAGCGUACUGUGGAGCGCUAUGUGUGCAAAUGAGGCCUGCCCACGCCUGUGCCCACGGGAGCCCAUGCCCGCACCCGCUC
Messenger RNA from Ochotona curzoniae (black-lipped pika), 1290 nucleotides. RefSeq names its product Wnt family member 11 (gene WNT11). Gene Ontology annotation, biological process: canonical Wnt signaling pathway; cell fate commitment; neuron differentiation. The transcript is spliced from 5 exons. The record is from RefSeq and is a predicted model, not a curated record. Lineage: Eukaryota; Metazoa; Chordata; Mammalia; Lagomorpha; Ochotonidae. Gene Ontology annotation, molecular function: frizzled binding; cytokine activity. Gene Ontology annotation, cellular component: extracellular region. The coding region runs from base 179 to 1243 and encodes 354 amino acids.